Messenger RNA from Aspergillus oryzae RIB40, 480 nucleotides. Its product is annotated as DUF1772 domain-containing protein. The record is from RefSeq and is a predicted model, not a curated record. Bases 1 to 480 code for a protein of 159 amino acids. NCBI's taxonomy places the organism in Eukaryota, Fungi, Ascomycota, Eurotiomycetes, Eurotiales, Aspergillaceae. The transcript is spliced from 2 exons.
AUGAACCUCCACCUGCUCACCAUUCCCAUUCUUAUCGAGACCACCCGGCAGCCAGCCCAGUUGGUGCACCAAUGGAGCCGUAUUUUCUACAGCGGCCAUCGUAAAGGUCCUGGAAUCGCCUUGGUGACGGGUGCCCUGUACGGAUAUGCCGCGUGGGCCAAGUACUCUGUCGGUGAACCUUGGCAUCACUGGAUGGUCGCCGGCGUCACGACGGUGAGCAUGGUGCCUUACACAUGGAUGUUCAUGAACGCUACGAACACCGCCCUCUUCCACGCCGAGGAUCAGUUCGAGAAAGGGGGCGUGGAAAUUAGCUUGCAGGAGAGCGUGAGGUUGGUAGGGAAGUGGGAUUGGCUGAACACUGUGCGAGCGCUCUUUCCACUGGCGGGCUCGGUGAUGGGGAUGCUGGGAGUGUGCGGCGUGCGGUCAGCGAAUGUUAAGUCGAGCGGACAUGGCCACGCAUGUCCGUCACUGCUAUGGUGA